AGAAAAGAGGAGCUGCAUCAUACUGCACACGAGAAAGAGCAAACGAGAUUUCCUUGAUUGGCGUUUCCAACAUCUAGUCAAACCCGGCGCGCCAUACGGAGCCUACAGGCCACGAUUCGGCGCCAUCAACUACGCUUCUCUCUUGGUCAAGGUAGAUCAGCGGGGGCCGAGAAUCCCGUAGCUCCGUGCCCGGCUAUUAGAGACCCACACGCUAUCAGAGGGACCCGCCAUUCCCGGAGACUCGGAGGCCAGAGAGUGCGAGUUGAAGGAAUUUCGGUGCUAUCAAAGCAUUCUUUUUGAACAGGGCUUGUCUCUCCGUUACACGAAAUGUUUGUAGCCCUACCUCUAGGGCUUGUGUACAUAAGGGAUCGUCGAUUUCACACUUAUUAUGCUGUAUAUCGAUCCCUCCUCUUUUCGCCGUAUUAAUUCAAAUAAUUGGCCUGUCGCAGCAUCAAUACACGACCGUAUCAGAGUGCCGGUACUAUGGCGACCCUCGCCCAACCUUCCACUAGGAAGACACCUCCUCAAGCUCCCACCAGGCGCAAGUCCCCGCCAGCCUUGUCCGCGGCCGAUAUCUCCAAGUCCAAGGCGCCCACCAGCCGCACCUACCGAAAGGGCGAACGCAUCGAUGGCUGGGAAGUCGGCACUGACCCCAAAGUCAGUACCUCAAAUGAGUUCGAAUUCGGUGGCAGCCUUGGCGUGUCGUGCUUGAUGAUAGGUUUUCCCCUGCUUAUGUGGUAUAUGUGGAUUGGCGCCACUUACUAUGCUGGAAAGCUGCCUCUGCCUAAGGAGGACCAAAGCUGGGGCGAGUUUGGCAGACAUUUAGUUGAACUCAUCUACACCGGUGCUUACCCUUCUCUCCGCGCUUGGCGUAUCUACUGGACUUUCUUUAUCUUCGAAGCUAUCUGCUACUGUGCCCUGCCGGGCGUUUGGGCCUGGGGGAAGCCUCUACCUCAUGAGAAUGGAAAGCAGCUGAAGUACUUGUGCAACUGCUACGUCAGCUUCCACUUUACAAUUGUCGUUCUGGCCGCCCUCCACUUUAGUGGUCUCUUUCCGCUCUAUACUUUUAUCGAUGAGUUUGGCCCUCUGAUGUCGGUGGCUAUCCUUAGCGGUUUCCUUGUGGCCUUUGUUGCAUACUUCUCUGCUCUUUGGAGAGGCGCCCAGCAUCGUAUGACAGGGUAUCCUAUCUAUGAUUUCUUUCUUGGCGCCGAGCUGAACCCUCGCAUGUUUGGUAUCCUGGACUUUAAGAUGUUCUUUAUGGUCCGAAUCCCAUGGUUUAUUCUCUUCGGUCUGAGCUGCGCCACCGCAGCGCGUCAGUACGAGAGGUAUGGAUACAUCUCAGCCGAGGCGCUUUUCUUAGUUGUAGCGCACUAUCUCUAUGCAAACGCGUGUGCCAAGGGCGAGCAACUCAUCAUUUCGAGUUGGGAUAUCUAUUACGAGAAAUGGGGCUUUAUGCUCAUCUUCUGGAAUCUUGCUGGUGUCCCCAUGUCGUACUGUCACUGUGCUCUCUUCCUAGCUAACCACCACCCAUCCGAGUAUAAGUGGAACCCUAUUACGCUCGCGGCCUUUUAUGUCCUGUACUUUUUCGUAUAUUGGGUCUGGGAUACGACGAAUAGCCAGAAGAAUGGCUUCCGCGCCCAGGAGCGCAACCAGCUUGUUAAUCGCAAGACCUUUCCCCAGCUUCCGUGGCAGACAGUUAAGAACCCCAAGACCAUUACCUCUUCUAAGGGGGAUGUGAUUAUGGUUGAUGGCUGGCUUGGCUAUGCCCGCAAGAUCCACUAUUCUUGCGACAUCUUUUUCGCCCUCUCCUGGGGCCUGAUUACGGGCUUCAAAAGCCCCUUCCCUUGGUUCUACUCCGUCUUUUUUACUAUCAUGGCCAUCCACCGCGCCAACCGCGACGCCCGCCGCUGCCGUGAGAAGUAUGGCGAGGCUUGGGCCCAAUACGAGCACGAGGUUCCCUACCUUUAUAUCCCUUACGUUAUCUAGGAGCUGGAACCCUUGAAAUCACCCCUGUAUUUGCGCUGUUGCAUGCCAUAGUCCUUGGCUGCAUCUGUGUAUGCCCUGCUUUUGCCUAUGGUUUUGCUUUUAUAGUAGGAUUUCUAUAUUAUCUUUUAGAUAUAGUAGACGAAAAUACCUAAUUACCUAUUAAACCCUAACUUAUAAAAUAAGUAAAGAAAAACUUAUUUAUUAAGAGAGCGAC
Molecule: messenger RNA, 2200 nt
Organism: Fusarium oxysporum Fo47
Lineage: Eukaryota; Fungi; Ascomycota; Sordariomycetes; Hypocreales; Nectriaceae
Product: Delta(24(24(1)))-sterol reductase
Exons: 4
Coding region: 484-1986 (500 amino acids)
Biological process (GO): ergosterol biosynthetic process
Cellular component (GO): endoplasmic reticulum membrane
Molecular function (GO): Delta24(24-1) sterol reductase activity
Source: RefSeq, a predicted model, not a curated record